AUGCCCAAUUACGCAGCCAAUUUGCUGUUUCUGGUGGUCACGACCAUCGCAUUGCCAGCGGAUUUCAAUGCUCAUACGGCGCCACCGGAUCUCAGAGCCUUCGCACCGCUACCAGAUCUCGGUGUCAAACAAUGGACAUGCGAUCCUGCAGUGAUGGCCAAGAGCAAAGAGGUUCCGAAGAGUGCCCACAGUGUCCGAUUUGCAGAUAUCAAAGUGAUCGCAGCUCUCGGAGAUUCACUUACGGCUGCUAAUGGUGCAAACGCUAGAACGCCGUUGGGGCUUCGCAAGGAGUUUCGUGGACUGGCAUUCCAGAUUGGAGGCGAUAUGACGCUUGAGGAGCGCAGCAUUACAUUCCCAAGUACGUCAACGAAUUUCUUCAGAAGCGUCUAU
Cooperia oncophora is the source of this 390-nucleotide messenger RNA. NCBI's taxonomy places the organism in Eukaryota, Metazoa, Nematoda, Chromadorea, Rhabditida, Trichostrongylidae. The record is from the annotation of a GenBank genome assembly.